This is a messenger RNA of Pyrus x bretschneideri (Chinese white pear), 754 nucleotides long. RefSeq lists its product as uncharacterized. NCBI's taxonomy places the organism in Eukaryota, Viridiplantae, Streptophyta, Magnoliopsida, Rosales, Rosaceae. Gene Ontology annotation, biological process: chloroplast organization; positive regulation of DNA-templated transcription. The coding region runs from base 24 to 554 and encodes 176 amino acids. The record is from RefSeq and is a predicted model, not a curated record. The transcript is spliced from 4 exons.
GAGAAGAAGCAAUUAAUCCAUACAUGGGAAUCCUAAUUAGAACACUUGCUCUGAGCUAUCCCCAUGGCAACUUCCCUUCAAAUUUUUGGGAGCUGCAGAGAGAUUACCAAACAGUGGAUUUAUCAGCAGGAGCUCGUCCUCUCAGCUUAGAGUGCUGGCCAAAACAGAAACGGGGGAGAAGGAAGAAGAAAACCAAACAGUCCUUCAGCAGUGUGACAGAAGCACUUGAUUUUUCUCAGACCAGGUCUACAGAAGAUGCUGUGCUUAUUGAAGAAGUUAGGGAUGCCACUAAAUCUGGAGAGAGAAUGUCCAGACAACAGUAUGGGGCUCUGAGAAGGAAAAUUGGAGGGACGUACAAGGAUUUCUUCAAAGACUAUGUUGAGGUGGAUGGGCAAUAUGUGGAGGAGGGGUGGGUGGACAAAACGUGCAAGGUUUGCAAGAAAGAUACGGGUGGCGAGGCCAGGCAAGUGGACAAGCUUGGAAGAUACGUUCAUGUGGCCUGUUUGGAGAAAUCAAAAUCCGGCAAUUUCUUUACCGGACUUUUCUCUGGAUGAUGAAGGCUCAUCAGUUUGCUUUGCUAUGUUUAUCAGAUGUCCCGGAGAGCCUAAACAGAAAUACGUACAUUAUACAUCAAUUAUCGGAUUUAACGUCGCCGAUUGCUUGCGUGCCAAUUCAGGCAACAAAUUUUAACCGGACAGACACAUUCUCCGUUUCCGGAACUCAAGGCUUCCGACGUGAAGUUUGGAAAAUUAGA